Messenger RNA from Girardinichthys multiradiatus, 3042 nucleotides. RefSeq names its product WD repeat domain 75 (gene wdr75). Lineage: Eukaryota; Metazoa; Chordata; Actinopteri; Cyprinodontiformes; Goodeidae. Gene Ontology annotation, biological process: positive regulation of rRNA processing; positive regulation of transcription by RNA polymerase I. Gene Ontology annotation, molecular function: protein binding; RNA binding. The record is from RefSeq and is a predicted model, not a curated record. Gene Ontology annotation, cellular component: nucleolus.
GGUGGCGGUAAGGCCCCUACUAACCGUUUUCUGUAGCGGCACCAGGCGGAUUUGACGUCUGCCGGUAUGAAACCAUGGUGGAGCAGGCUGAAAUCCGCGUGGUUCACCAGGGAGGCAGUAAAAUAACCUUCAGGGAGCCGGUUAUAAGCUCCGACUCCAGGUUCCUUCUCUGCGCCUCCGGACACAAUGUGAAGGUGUUCAGUACCGCCACCGAGGAGUGUGUCCAGGAGCUGCGGGGGCACACAGACCUGGUGACCGGUGUGCUGCUCAGACCUUCCAACCAUCUGCAGGUCUACUCCUGCUCAGCAGAUGGCACUGUCAGACUUUGGGACUUCACAGAUGGAAUUCUCAUAAAGACUUAUGUCAUCGGAUAUCCCAUCUGCUCCAUCUACGCUUCAGCGAGCCACGAUGGGGUCGUCUUUAUUGUUAUGCCCACACAAAGGGACAAAAGAUCUGAUGUAUUCAAGCUGGUUGCCGUCCAUCUUCCUCAGUGUGCCGAUCAGCUGGUGGAGACCACAGACGUCUCUGCGGUGCUCAGUGAUGUCAGCUCCAACCCUGUAGCCGUCGCCUUCGGCAGAUCGGGAGAGUAUCUGGCUUCAGCUAAAGGUUUGCAGAUGGAGAUCUACUUCUUCAAGAAGCAAAAGUCAUACAGGUUCUUCUUGAAAGAAGACCAGAAGAACGGAGGCAGGAACACGUUUACAUGCGUCGCCUGUCACCCGAAAGACGACUGUGUCGCUACGGGACACGAGGAUGGGAAAAUCCGGCUGUGGAGAAACUUCAACCAUAAGAAGGAGUACACCUACUCCACCCUGCACUGGCACCACAGCGCUGUGAGCUCGCUCUGCUUCACUCCUGAAGGCACCAACCUGCUGAGCGGAGGCGUGGAGUCGGUGCUGGUCCAAUGGAGAUACGGGCAGGAGAGCCAGCGGGACUUCCUGCCCCGCCUCGGAGCCGCCAUCACCAACAUCGCUGUCUCACCAGACGGGGCGCUGUUCUGCACAUCCCACAGCGACAACAAAAUCACAAUCAUCCAGAGUUGUGUGAAAGUGUCGUCCAUCAUUCAGGGUCUGGUCAAAGGUGAAAACGUCCGAACGGACCUCAUGGUGGACCCUCGGAGCAAAGCUUUGGUUCUGAAUGGAAAACCGGGACACCUUCAGUUUUAUUCCCUCCAAAGAGACAAACUUCUUUUCAACCUGGACAUCGUGCAGCAGGAGUACAUCCACGAGUCGGGUCUGGAGCAGUUUGAGGUGGUCAAAGCAGCGUUCGACAGCUCUGGCAGCUGGUUGGCAACGGUGGAAGAAAGAAACCCAAAAGCUGCAGAGGUGGAGGUCAACCUAAAGCUGUGGGCGUUAGAUGAACAGACUCAGAGUUUUGUGCUGAACACGACCAUCUCUGCUCCCCACGAGGCCCGGAUUACAGCCAUGUGCUUCGACCAGGCGGCCAGCAGCCGGACCACCAUGCUGCUCUCCUGCAGCAGAGACGGACACUUCAAAGCCUGGCAGCUGGCGCUGCCAGCCCACACAGAUGACGAAGGUCCUUCCUGGUCAUGUGAUUUUGUCGGUGCCUAUCACAACCUGGUUCCUGAAUGCUGCUGUUUCUCAGCCGACGGCUCGCUGCUGGCCGUCGGCUUCCAGGAGGUGGUGACCCUCUGGAGCCCGAGCUCCUGGGAGCUCCUGGUAACCCUGUCGCAGCCGCCGGGAGACAUCAGGGAUCUCUGUUUUGGGCGUCUGAGCUGCUCCAAGUAUCUCCUGGGAAGCACCACCAACAAGCUGCUCUGCUGCUGGAACCUCCUCACCUGCUCCUUGGAGUGGAGCACGUCCACGGACGUCAGCCUGCUGCUGGCCGACCCACUCUCUGAGAACAUGGCUGCCUUCUGCCUUCAGGACAGAUCCACCGACUUGUUUGUCUUCAAGCCCAGCGAGCCUCGGCCGCUGUUCUCCCAGAAGGCCGUGUGCUCGGGGCGGGUGAACCGUGCCGUCUUCGCCCCGAGGGAGGCGAUGUUGGAGAGCUGCGAGGAGGGCAGCCAGUGGCUGAACCGGUCCCAGCUUUACUUCCUCACACAGCACAUGGACCUUCUGACCUUCUCCACCAAAGCAGAAGAGGAAAGGCUGAUGGCUUCAAGCAAGCAGCUUGUGAUUGACGACAGUGUUGCCAUGACGCCGUUUUACCUGUUGCUGGGGAAACAUCGACACCAACAACCUGAAACCGAGGAGCAGGCCAGCGGUCCGUCUGCUGAGAGACCCGCUGUGCCUCAGAACUCUGCAGCAGUCAGAGAGCUUCUGCAGACCCCGGCCCACGUCCUCCCUUCUACAUCUUUCCUCUGCUCCAUGUUCGUGCAGUCUCUGCUCAUCUCCGUCACAGACACCAGGGAGGAAAACAAUCUCUCCGAGGAGGAAAUGGACCGCGAGAAAGAAGAAGAAGAAGCUUCUGAUGAGGAAAUGGAACCCAGAGUCACGAGACCAGAGGAUGCUUUGUCAGACAGGCCAGAGAUGGAGAGUGUGGCCCCAGCCUUAACCAAAGCCCAGGUUAGGGAACUGAGGAGGGUUAGGAAACUGGACCACAGCUGGCUCGCAGGCCUGCUGGACUCCUGAAAAUCAAACUGGUCCCAGUACUCCAGUCAACUGGGUUUUCUUCCAUGAAACUGAAGCUCAUUCAGGAAGUAAGGAAGGAAAAAAACAACAGGAAACUGGUUACAGAACCAAUGUUUGGACACACCUCCACAGCUUUUGCAGAACCUAGACGUGUGUUGCACAGUUUUCCUGGUUUAAACCGUCAGAAUCUCCAAAUGUUUCUGACCCGUUUCUGGAAUUAUUUCUGGAGUUUUUAACCGUGUUGGAAAAUAAAUCUGAGUUUCCCUCCUGAGCGUUCUUCCUCUUUGCCUCAUGACCAUUUGCCCUUUUGGAUCGGUUCCAUCAGUCAGUUUUACUCCUUUGGUUCUGAUCCUUCUCCAGGUGUCCACCAGCUGAUGUUUGAUAAUGUAACUUUUCAUAGAGCCUAACUUUAUUUAAUGACACCUGGAAAUAAUAAAAUGAAUUAAUCCUC